Messenger RNA from Medioppia subpectinata, 3509 nucleotides. The record is from the annotation of a GenBank genome assembly. Lineage: Eukaryota; Metazoa; Arthropoda; Arachnida; Sarcoptiformes; Oppiidae.
AUGCUCUGUUCAGAUGCUAUGUUCAGAUGGUCGGGGCUAUCGACGACAAAGAUCUGGUCGACGAGUUUGUGCGCAACGAUGGACUCAACUGUCUUAUCAAAGUGGGCUCCGAUGCCGAUCACAAUUACCAAAACUACAUAUUGAAAGCUUUAGGACAAGUAAUGCUUUACGUCGACGGUAUGAAUGCUGUCAUUGAACACAAGGAAACCAUCCAAUGGUUCUAUACUCUCAUCUCUUCCCAGCAUCGGUUAGUCGUAAAGACAACUUUAAAACUACUUCUGGUAUUCGUUGAGUAUUCGGACGACAAUUGUUUGCUUUUAGUUAAAGCUAUAGAAACGGUUGAUUCCGAAAGAGGUGUGAAGCCGUGGACUAAUGUUAUGAAUAUAUUGAACGAAAAGGAUUCGGCGGACAUUGAAUUACUGAUACUCUCAAUGACUUUGAUUAACAAAACGUUGAACGGAAUGGCAGAUCAGGACAGAUAUUAUGACAUUACGGAUGCCAUUGAAGACCAGGGGAUGGAGAGAAUCAUUCAGCACUAUAUGUCCAAACGUGGAACUGAUCACGACUUACUUCAACAGUUCCGCACUUAUGAGACAGUACUCAGACACGAAGACGGCGAAGACGAUGGACGCGGUCUGCCAUCAGACCAACAGAGGAUAGUUCUCAGGCGUAAGAGUGGCGCCGCUCUCGACCAACACCUCCGCCGAAAGAGUAGACGACAUUCAGUGACAACCACUCAAACGGGAGGCGGAGGGCCUCCGAAGCCACCGCUCAUCAGUGGUGGCAACAAAUUCAGUGCGAGUCAGCCCUCGUGGCAAAGGAAAGUACUUCAGCAGACGGAACAGUUCAACAAAAAGAUCUUAAAUAAUAAUAAUAACAAUAAUAAUGUGAACGCAAGUGUUGUUACGUCCAGUUGUGAUGACAAUAAGUCUUCGCCGGGAAUGCGAAAUGAAAGUGAUGUCCGACAGUGUCUCAGAAAUGAUAGUUUAAAUAGUGUUAAGACAAGUGAUAUGACAUCUCAUCUGAACGGACAAUACGUGUUGACUAAACAAAACAGCAUUAAUGAGAAGAAGGCGUGGAUGUUAUCAAUGAUGUACUCGAAGACCAACGAAGAGACCACACAUUUAGUGACCGAUAAACCGGCGACUAAUGCCUGGAAUCGUAACACUAAUAGUGAAAACUUUGAAAACCACAGCAAACCCUCGGAAUCUGUUGUCCGCACAAUCAAAGAGAAAAUGUUGAAACCGUUGAACACAACUCCCGUUACGGAUCCCAUUAUCAAUGGGAGUCUUCAGAGAAUAAUAAGUGCCAAAGAAUCGCUAUCCGAUCCAAAGAGUCAGCCAGAGUUACAAUGUCUACAAUGGGAUCAAUUGGUGAACUCUCUGUCCCGACGACCGCUUCUCAUCAAUGACUUGGACUUCACGGACCUGAGAGACGACGACGACGCGGAUGUCUACGAGUCGACCGCUCACUCAUCGCUCUCUAAUACACCGCCGCCGCCAUUGCCUCCGGAGGCCAACUGUCUUCUGCCUCCACCGCCGCCUCCACUCAUGUGCGGAACGCCUCCACCGCCUCCUCUGCCCAACGGCUCGGGUGCGGGGACUCCACCGCCGCCACCACUGCCUCGUAUGGCUCCUCCGCACCAAUGGCUGCACAAUCAGAACCGCAACCAAAACACCCCUUCGCCCACUCCUUCACCAGAUCUGUUGAAUUCAAAGCUCAUUCCAAAGAAUAAGAAAACAAUCAAAUUGUUUUGGAAAGAAGUAAAAGACGACAAAUGGCUGUUGAGUCGCAUAAUGAAGAAGAAGACCAUUUGGGAUGAAAUCAAAACCGUUUCCGUCGACUCACAGCGUUUGGAGCACUUGUUUGAAAGCAGGGCUAAAGAGUUGAUGAAUAAGAAAGCUCAAGAAUCGGGCAAAAAGAAUGAGACGGUUGUGUUGGACACGAAGCGGUCCAAUGCUAUCAACAUAGGGAUGACAAAACUGCCUCCGCCUCGAACUGUGAAGACUGCUAUACUUAAGAUGGACUCCACUAUAAUGAACAGAGAGGGUAUCGAUAAGAUAUUGUCAACAAUGAUGCCCACCGAAGAGGAGAAGACCAAAAUACUUGAGGCACAGAUGGCUAACCCAGACGUGCCGUUAGGUUCCGCCGAAUCGUUUCUCCUGACACUGGCGUCGAUCAGCGCAUUGGAGGCUAGACUGCGAUUGUGGGCCUUUCGGCUCGACUACGACACGAUGGAGAGAGAAGUGGCGGAACCGUUGAUGGAUCUCAAACAGGCGACGGCUGAACUCGAAAAGUGCGAAACAUUUCGACUUAUUUUGGGAACUUUGCUCUCAAUCGGAAACUUUCUCAAUGGUGUCGAAGCGAAAGGCUUUCAAAUCGAUUAUUUGGCAAAAGUUCCCGAAGUGAAGGACACUGUUUAUAAACACUCACUUCUUCACCACUUGUGUCAUAUGGUUAUUGAAAAGUAUCCAAAAACCAGUGAUUUAUACACAGAAUUGGGAGCCGUGUCUCGAGCGUCAAAGAAGGACUUCGACGAAGUGUCUAAAAGCCUUCAUAAGAUGGAAAUGGAUUGUAAGGCUUCGUGGGAACACCUGAAGGUGAUCGCCAAACACGACGGCCAAACACCUAUGAAAGUGCGAAUGUCUGAGUUUUUGGCCGAUUGUGCCGAACGUAUCAUUGUUUUGGGAAUUAUUCACAGAAGAGUUAUCAAUAGAUUUAAAAAAUUUCUCGUCUUUUUGGGUCUUCCUUCACAUCAGUUGAAGGAAACGAAACCCAAUUCUAUACUAAAGAUUAUCAGCGAAUUUGCUUUAGAGUACAGAACCACUCGUGAAAGAGUGAGAGAACAGAUCGAGAAGAAAGCCAAUCAAAGGGAGAGGAAUAAAGCCAAAGGCAAACUCAUUACCGAAUCGGAUAAAGUGAAGACCAAAGAGCAAGAGGCGGAUCACGAACUGAAACAGCUAUUGAUCAGCGGAAGUGAUUAUGAGUCAGAGGGUUGUGGCGGACGGCCGACCAAAUGGGGAGCACUUCCGGGCACUAAACUCAGACGUCCAUCGAGUGGAUCGAUGACUAAUCUGUCUAAUCUAAACACAACCCAAUCCAGACCUCCCGUCCACUUCAGACACAGCGUCAACAUUGAGGCCUAUAGUGAAGCGGACGAUGAGAUUCUGGAAAGUCUGGUCCGCAAUACUACUCAACCCAUUCGUAAUGAACAGAGGAAUAGGAGAAAAGCGAGAUAUGGGGACAAGAAAUCAUUGAGACGAACUCUAAAGAGUGGUUUAGAUCUAUCAGAAGAGGAGCGGCUAUUGUUGGCCACACUCUCCACCUGAUUAUCAUUGAUUUUAUGAGCCUUUUAACGCGUUUUAUAAUAAGCUUUUAAUGCUUUUUAUAUUGUUUUAACAAACGAUUUGUUUUUACUGUUUACUGUUUACUGUGAUCGCUAGUGUUUAUAUUUAUAUUAUUUUCAAUUAAUUAUUUAAGACAUACUAAACAACGAGAGCUUCAAAACC